AUGGCUAACACUGAGGGACAGACGAUUACAUGCACUGCUGCUGUGGCGUACGCCGCUGGGAAACCGUUGACGGUGGAGCAGAUUACCGUGGAGGCACCGACGGGCGCACGAGGUGCGUAUCAAGAUCACCAACACUGCUAUUUGCCACACGGAUGCGUACACUCUGUCUGGUUUGGAUCCGAGGUAAGGUGCGUUUCCUUGUGUUUUGGGGCACGAGGGGCCGGGGUUGUUGAGUCUGUGGGUCCCGAUGUGACCAGCGUGAAAGUCGGGGACCACGUCAUUGCUCUGUACACUGCUGAGUGUAAGGAGUGUAAGAUGUGUAAAUCUGGUAAGACUAACCUUUGUAGCGCUGUGAGGGCUACGCAGGGGAAGGGUGUCAUGCCCGACGGGACUUCGCGGUUUCGUAACUCUAAGGGCGAACCUUUGUUGCAUUUCAUGGGGUGUUCUACGUUCGCUGAAUACACUGUGGUUGCGGAUGUCUCUGUUGUGGCCAUUGAUCGUGAUGCUCCGCUAGAGAAAGUGUGUCUUUUGGGGUGCGGUGUCACCACUGGGUACGGUGCUGCUCUGAAGACUGCCAACGUCCAAAAGGGCGACACUGUCGCUGUCUUUGGUGCUGGUACCAUUGGACUGUCAGUGGUGCAAGGUGCCAAAGCGAGAGAAGCGUCAAAGAUUAUCGUUGUUGAUAUCAAUGACACAAAGAAGAAAUUCGCAUUCGAUUUCGGUGCCACUGACUUCGUCAACCCAAAGACAGAUUUGAAGGACGGUCAAACCAUUGUGGAGAAGCUGGUGGAAAUGACCGAUGGUGGUCUGGACUUUACCUUCGAUGGGACCGGUAACGUCCAGGUCAUGAGAGAUGCAUUAGAGGCUUGCCAUAAAGGUUGGGGGCAAUCCAUUAUCAUCGGUGUUGCCGCAGCAGGGAAGGAAAUCUCCACAAGACCAUUCCAACUUGUCACCGGUAGAGUGUGGAAGGGUUCCGCGUUUGGUGGCGUCAAGGGUAGAUCCGAGAUGGGCAGUUUGAUUGAAGAUUACAACAAGGGCAAUCUCAAGAUCGAUGAGUUCAUUACAAAUAAGAGACCUUUUAAGGAAAUCAACGAAGGUUUUGAAGACCUUCAUCAUGGUGAUUGUCUAAGAACUGUUCUUAACUAUUAG
This is a messenger RNA of Huiozyma naganishii CBS 8797, 1149 nucleotides long. RefSeq names its product bifunctional alcohol dehydrogenase/S-(hydroxymethyl)glutathione dehydrogenase (gene SFA1). The record is from RefSeq and is a predicted model, not a curated record. The transcript has a single exon. Gene Ontology annotation, cellular component: cytosol. The coding region runs from base 1 to 1149 and encodes 382 amino acids. Gene Ontology annotation, biological process: formaldehyde catabolic process. NCBI's taxonomy places the organism in Eukaryota, Fungi, Ascomycota, Saccharomycetes, Saccharomycetales, Saccharomycetaceae. Gene Ontology annotation, molecular function: S-(hydroxymethyl)glutathione dehydrogenase [NAD(P)+] activity; zinc ion binding.